This is a messenger RNA of Sungouiella intermedia, 642 nucleotides long. Lineage: Eukaryota; Fungi; Ascomycota; Pichiomycetes; Serinales; Metschnikowiaceae. The record is from the annotation of a GenBank genome assembly.
AUGACAACCAACCAUCGACCUACACUAGAGAGCAAGCGCGGCCGUGCUAAUGCUAUAAAAGAUACCAUCCAGCACUCGCGUUCUCUUAAUAGUCAGACAUCUUUGAAGCUUCGGCUGGACGUUCAAGGCACCAAGUUUGAUCGUUCGGUAGGUAAGAGGGCACUUGAUGAGCUUGAGGAAGAACGAAGAGUGAAGAGGGUCAUUGAAAAGACCCCAAAUGAUGGGGUAAGAACUCAAGGUUUAAAGGAAGCAGACGAUAAUGAAGGUGAAGAAGAUGUUUCCGUUCAAGGGAAAGAUGUGGAUAAAGAAGAAGACGUUGAAGACGUUGAAGAAGCGGACAAUGAUAGCGAUGACGAUGAAGAUGAUGAAGAUGACGAUGAAGAUGAUGAAGAUGACGAUGAAGAUGACGAUGAAGAAGCACUUAUGGCCGAACUAGCGAAGAUAAAAAAGGAAAAAGAAAAGAAAGCAAUCGCUCUAGCUGGUAAUCCCUUGAUUUCACCAGAUGGAAACGAAACUACCACUAAGAAGAGCUGGAGAGGAAAUGCCCCUUUCGCCAAGAAGUCUGCAACCCAGCAAUCUUUUACUACAAACACAUUGGAGUCCGACACCCACCGCAAAUUUCUCUCGAAAUACUUUCGAUAA